CUCAUAUCCAACAUUUGUGUUCAAAAUAUAAAACACAUCCCACACCACACUUAAAUAUGAUGAAGCAACAGUAUCAGCCUCUCUUCUCACUCACACUCCUAGUCAUCUUCCUCUCCCAUUGCACCAAAACCCUAGGCCAAGGCCCUGCUGUUGCCCCGGCAACCACCAGCCCGGCGGCCGUUCCGGCACCACCAGCCGAUGCCCCAGCGCCACCAGGCCCAACCAACAUCACCAAAAUCCUUGAAAAGGCAGGAGGCUUCAACAUCUUAAUCCGCCUUCUAAAAAGCACCCAAAUCGAUAGCCAGCUCUAUAGCCAGCUCAACAACUCCAACAGUGAACUGACACUUUUAGCCCCGCCCGACAGCGCCUUCUCAAACCUCAAAACUGGCUCCCUCAACUCGCUCACUGAUUCACAAAAAGUCGAGCUCUUGCAAUACCAUCUCAUCCCAGAUUUUCUCACGACCCAAAACUUCCAAACUCUGAGCAAUCCGGUGAGUACCCAAGCCGGAGACGCAUUCGAGUACCCGCUAAAUAUCACCACAUCAGGCAAUGCUGUGAACAUUUCAACUGGCCUUGUCAACACUUCAAUCUCAGGCACUGUCUACUCUGAUGGUCAGUUGGCUGUUUACCAAGUUGACAGUGUGCUCCAACCCUACGGUAUUUUUGCUCCCAAGACUCCGCCACCGUCACUGGCACCCGCUCCUGCAGAAGAGAAGCACAAGAAGAAGUCUUCAUCUCAUGAACCUGUUGCUGAAGUGAAGUCUGGUGCUGUGCCUACACCGAAUAUCCCCAAGAUUAAUGGCAUUGUCUCUAUUGGAGUUGCAUUAGCUGCUGCAGCUAUAAGCUUUUUGUGACGAAACUGUUUUGUGCCCACUGCCGUUGAAUAAUUCUUAUACAAGCGAUAUUGCAGGUGGGGAUUCGAAUUCGGAUUGAAUAUGAAGGAUAAUGAUGAACACGUAAGGUGAGGGGUUUGGAAUAAUGUUGUGUCUGGUAGACUUAUUACCAUUUUUAUGCAUGCCAGUUUGUGAUCAUAUAUGAGAGCAAUGCCUUGUAAUUAAUGGAUUUUAUGGGGUUCUUGUUCGUAAUUUGCUUGUUCUUUUGUACUGUAUUUGUUGAUAAUUUUGUUUUGUUCUAUUGUUAUGCUAGCUUCAUUGUAAAUUCAACAAGAAAAUUUGUGUUUUCAUCA
Pyrus x bretschneideri (Chinese white pear) is the source of this 1186-nucleotide messenger RNA. RefSeq names its product fasciclin-like arabinogalactan protein 12. Bases 57 to 854 code for a protein of 265 amino acids. NCBI's taxonomy places the organism in Eukaryota, Viridiplantae, Streptophyta, Magnoliopsida, Rosales, Rosaceae. The transcript has a single exon. The record is from RefSeq and is a predicted model, not a curated record.